Panonychus citri (citrus red mite) is the source of this 2190-nucleotide messenger RNA. RefSeq lists its product as uncharacterized. The record is from RefSeq and is a predicted model, not a curated record. The coding region runs from base 92 to 937 and encodes 281 amino acids. The transcript is spliced from 2 exons. Lineage: Eukaryota; Metazoa; Arthropoda; Arachnida; Trombidiformes; Tetranychidae.
UUAUUACAAAUCAAAAGCUCAACUUUCAGCUUUUUGUUUACUUUCACGACUGAUUUCAUGACUGAUUUCUAGGUUCCUUUUAAUUACCAACAUGUACAAUUUAAAAAGUUCUAGAUUUAAUUGUGUUAGUGCCAUUUCAUUACCUGUUUUAUGUGUUCUCUUUGUCAUCCUUCUCGAAAAGGUUCCUUCCCUGGAAGCUCAUAUCGGUCAACCUUGUGCAUUAUUUGAUCUUUGUUGGCCUCCCAAUAUUCACAUUUAUUGUGAUGAUGAUAAAAUUUGUCGGUGUAGACCAGAAACUCCUGUAAUUGUUGGUCCUCAUCAAUGUAAACGUAAUAAAUCUCAUGGUGAUAAAUGUUCAUCUGACCAAGAAUGUAUCUAUUCAGAUAACUAUUCUUUCUGUGAAUCCAAUCUGUGUAAUUGUAUUGCCAAUUACACUUAUGAUCCCUACCUGAUGAAGUGUAUGCACUUUUCAAUCUCACAAAGGUCAAGUUUCAAUGUUCUAUACACCAUGUUAUCAUCGGCUGCCUUAUGGUUUAUCCUGCUUUUCAUUGGUCUUCUCAUUAGUAUUCCCUGUUGUUUAGCCUUUUUGUACCAUUGUGUUUGUUAUGAAAAGUCAAAUGGAGAAAUGGAUUCAUCUAUAUGCCAAGAUACAAACACUCAGAUGAGACUUGCUGAAAAUGGGGCAAAUACAUUGAACAGAGAAGGAAGAGAAUCAACUAGAAAUAUGAGAAAUGGUAUAGAAGGAGGAGGAAGUGGAGAUGCAGCUCGAAUUUCAUCUCGUCAUAAUGAAUUAUCUUCUCAUAAAUCUUACGAAAUGAGUUGUUUUGAUGAACCACCUCCUUCCUAUGAUGAAGCUUGUAAACAAUGUCGACCAGCACCAAAUUUAUCCAAUCAACAACAACAUAAUACAAGUUUACCCGAUGGUUCCUCUAAAUGAUAAAUCUCUCUUAAUCUAUACAUAUAAAUCCAAUUCUAUAUCCACCGUGCCAAAUAAUAUCAUUCUAAUGAAUACCAUUGAUAAGAAAAUGUAACUACUAAUUAAUCGACCCAAGAAUCAUGUACAUGGAUUUUUCAACUUAAUUUAUAUUUAUGGAAGUGACUGUAUAAUAAGCCAAGGUAAUUGUUUCAUCUAAAUACCACAUCAAGGACCAAUUCGGAUUGACCACAGUUUCCAAAAGAUUCGAGGAUAUUGCUGAUAAUCAAUUCAACCAUAAAUCAAUAUGAAUUGUAUCUGAUUCUUCAACCAUGUCAGCAAUUAAGAUCCAGUUUACAAAAUGCUCUAAAUUUUGUCUUUACCCAAUUGUCGACCUUGUGAUCUUUGGUACAUUGAUCUAUCAGAUGGAAAUAUUUACCUGAAGCUGAUUGUGCUACAUUCAAGCCAAUUGAUGACAAACUCAAGAGGCAUAAUAAUUAUGACGACAAAAAAAACAAUUAAAAACAUCAACUGACGAUGGGAACAGGAAAUAACAAUGGUUAUGUCAAUAAUUGAAAGCUUUUCAUAGUCAAUGGAAAAAGUAAAUUGAAAAAGCUAUAAAAAUGAAAACAUAUUCAAUUGUUUUUUGAUUGUUCAUCAGAAAUCAUCGACGAGGACAUUUCACUUGAUUGUCGAACACAAAUUUUAUUAUAAUUCUGGAAUCUGAAGUUAUGCCCACAAUCAAUUGGUCAACCAUUUACAGCCACUGGAAGCACAAUCAAUUAAAUUUACACCAGUCAAAUUAAAUUGUUAAUGACGAAAAGCAAGAAAAUGGAUCAAACCUCUUAAAAGUCUCAUACCUAAGCCCCAACCCCACAAAUGGUUUGACCAUUGGUCAAGAAAAUGAAGUGAAAGUAAAGAAACAAACAAAUCUUCUGGUUAAUCAGUGAGAUCUAGAAGAUGUCGUUCAAAACAAUUUGAUCUCAUUAGUGCAAAUCAAUGCAAUUUAAACCUAAAAAAACUAUUAACUUAUUUAAAUUUCAUUUCAUUUUACUUUGGUCAUUUAAUGGAUCAUAAAAACAAAUCAAGAGCUUUUUAAUCAGAUCAAAAAAGCAAUACAUUCAUUUUUAUGCUCUGUCAUCUCAACUUAAUUAACUAGACUUAAAUUUAAAUUGUGUUGCCACCUUUUAAUUGUUUUACAUAUUUUGUAAUGUUUUUUUUAAUCCAAUUCCAAACAAUUAAUAGCAAUCAAUAAACCUGUUAAUGAAUCUAUAAAA